UGGCGGCUGGCAGCGUUGUGUCCCCCGGCUAUCUGUCACUUCGGCUCCAGUUGCAAAAGUGUCAAACCGCCAGUAUGGCCACAGCGCAGUCCAUGCUACUCCUGGCAGUGCAUUUUCUGCUGGUUUCAGAAUUUAUUUUGGCCAAAAGGGACUACUAUGACAUACUGGGGGUGCCCAGAGAUGCCACUGAACGCCAGAUCAAGAAAGCCUUUCAUAAGCUGGCGUUGAAAUACCAUCCGGACAGGAACAAAGGCUCAGACGCAGAAGCAAAGUUCAGAGAAAUAGCAGAAGCUUAUGAGACGUUGUCAGACAACAAGAGGAGGCAAGAGUAUGACCAGUUUGGCCCAUCAGGGCAGGAGUUCAGAGGAGGAGCUGGUGGAGGCAACAGUGACUAUAACUUUAAACAGCACUUCCAGUCGUUUAACUUUAACUUUGAUGAUCUGUUCAAAGACUCAGACCCAUUUGGUCACCAACAUUUUCACCACAACUUGCACUCCAACUCACAAGCUCACCAAAGGCGACAUUUUAACAGCCACUUUCAGGCGCACCAGGAGGCCAUGAAGAGGCAGCAGAGGUCAUUCGGAGGAGGACUGUUUGACGAUGUGUUCGAGGACUUGGAGAAGAUGUUCUCCUUUAGCUCACAUGACACUAGGACUGAGAGCCGCUUCCAGGGCUCAGGCAAACAGCACUGCCGGACAGUAACACAGCGGAGGGGCAACAUGGUGACCACCUUCACUGACUGCUCCUGAGUUUACAAAAACCCAGACAACAGUGCCCUCUGGAGGGCACUCAGGAUAUUGUUGGGUUCAGUUGUGGUUAGGAAAUUUUUAAAUGCUAAUUUAUCACGUGGUAAAUUUGAGAGCAAAGUAUUUUGAAUGUGGUUUGUGAUUUGUUAUUGCCUUCAAGAACAAAAUUUGCUUUAAUAGGCUCAACUAAAGCAAUAACCUGUCACAUAUUCUAAAACUCAGCAAUAAUUAAUUGAGUUCAAAACAUACCUCAUUGUUAUUUGCCUAACGUUUCAUGUUUACUUGAAAUUAUACCUGUUUCAGUAAUGGCCCAAGCUUAAGUGAUCACAUUUGGUGAGUUGAGGCAAUUUGGAUUUCUUUUAAUUCAUAUAGUUUAGUUACUCCCCUUAAACUGUAAAUACUACAAUGUCCAUUUUUAAAGCACUUACAUGUGUAAUUUUGCUGUGAAAAUGGCUUGACCAUUAUUGUUACCUCAUCAGUUAGGGGACUACCAUCAAUAAUAUGUAACCUAGACAUAUAUUUUUUUUGUAAAUCUAGACGGAUGGAGAAAUAAUGAUUAACUUUCAUUCAGUGCAAUAUUAAGCACCUUUGCUCUUCAUGUUGCCUAUUUUUAUGAUGAUGUUGGUCUGUAACGUCAUUGUAGGAGCUGCACUUUUUUCGUAUUUGUGAGUGUGAGAGUGUUGUGAAUGUGGACAUAAAUAUUAAUAAAAGAAUAUACUAUCAUUGU
Messenger RNA from Periophthalmus magnuspinnatus, 1473 nucleotides. RefSeq names its product dnaJ homolog subfamily B member 9-like. The transcript has 3 exons. The record is from RefSeq and is a predicted model, not a curated record. The coding region runs from base 75 to 749 and encodes 224 amino acids. Gene Ontology annotation, cellular component: endoplasmic reticulum. NCBI's taxonomy places the organism in Eukaryota, Metazoa, Chordata, Actinopteri, Gobiiformes, Gobiidae. Gene Ontology annotation, molecular function: misfolded protein binding; protein-folding chaperone binding.